CCUUUUAACUUGAAAAUUCCUCUUUCGACAUCUCUAUACCAUAAAUGUGAAAUAGCAUGUCAAACCUUUUCUAUUUCUGAGUAUUUUAUCGAUACAGAUAUUUUUCAGAAAGCUCAUAUCAGUUCUGGACCCAUUUUGUUUCCAGAAGAAAUAUAUAUUUCUUGUAAUAUAGCUUUGCAGGCAAUUUGUCGAAAUCAUUUUAAAUCAAAGUAUGCAUGGAAUGCUGAUCGCAACAAAAAUGAUUCAUCUGUCAUGUUAGCUCGUCUUAGAUCAAAUUAUUGGGAACGCCUUAAUAAUGUCCUUGUUUUUAAAGGAGAAGAAAUGCCAACAAAUGAUGGCUUAGAAGCAGCAAAAUUGGAACUUUGUCAAAAGAUGAAAGCUUGGAAUCGUUGUCUUUAUGGUGAUCUUAAGUAUAUUUUUGCAUAUGCAGUAGGAGAUUCCUAUUUACAAUUUUAUGUAAUUGAUCCAUCCUUUAAUCUGUAUAUUAUUUCGGAUACUUAUGAUUUAAAAAACUUGAGGGAUCAGGUUAAGGUUCUUAUUAAUAUUUUCAACAUCCAUCGUAUUAUACGUUCUAUGGAACUAUUAUUACCUUAUGCAACUGUGCCAGUUUGGUCACAUUUUAAGAGAACUUAUGGUGACAUUUUUAUAGCGGAUACUGAGAUUGAGAAAAGGAUUUUCUUUUUUUCAAAAUAUUCCUACAGCAAUAUAACC
Messenger RNA from Funneliformis mosseae, 711 nucleotides. The record is from the annotation of a GenBank genome assembly. NCBI's taxonomy places the organism in Eukaryota, Fungi, Glomeromycota, Glomeromycetes, Glomerales, Glomeraceae.